Messenger RNA from Mucor velutinosus, 1257 nucleotides. RefSeq lists its product as uncharacterized. Gene Ontology annotation, cellular component: nucleolus; cytoplasm. The transcript has 7 exons. Bases 1 to 1257 code for a protein of 418 amino acids. Gene Ontology annotation, biological process: adenosine to inosine editing; RNA processing. Gene Ontology annotation, molecular function: tRNA-specific adenosine deaminase activity; double-stranded RNA binding; double-stranded RNA adenosine deaminase activity. The record is from RefSeq and is a predicted model, not a curated record. Lineage: Eukaryota; Fungi; Mucoromycota; Mucoromycetes; Mucorales; Mucoraceae.
AUGUGGAAAUCCAUACCAAAUGUGCAAGCAAAGAUUGUGCAAGCGACGCUGGAUCGAUACAACCAGCUCUCAAAGCAAGGAAAGCCAAUUUUGCAUGAAAAAAAGGCCGAAUGGACAGUGCUGGCCUCAAUUGUUAUGAUUCAUUGCCCAAGUAGGGAUGAUUAUUCCAUCAAGGUCAUAUCUUUAGGAACUGGUCUCAAAUGUUUGCCGUUUAGUAAAUUGUGCAAAACGGGUGAUGUAUUAAACGAUGGUCAUGCAGAAACCAUUGCUCGCAGAGGAUUCAUAAAAUAUUUGCUGGAGACCUACACUAAACAAGACAGCUCUCCGUUCAUCAAGCAGGAUGGCGGCCAUCAGCUGGAAUUACGUCCACAGUACUCGCUUCACAUGUACGUGAGUCAGUCGCCCUGCGGCGAUGCGUCCAUGUCGGCAUUGGCUCUUGGGCAAUCCAAGGAAUCCAAAGACAUUUUUGAAGCUGGCAAAAAACGCAAACGCACGACAUUGGAAGACUACCCAUAUUUCACUGAAAAUAUUUAUGCAAAUAAAAAGCUGAAAAUGACUGAAAAUGAUGCUCAUCAGGAUCAACAUUCAAGCAAGCAGUUUCAAAGAGGUCGAUUCGAUUUCAAUCAGCUUGGCAUUUUGAGAACUAAACCAGGCCGACUUGACUCCGAACCCUCGCUGUGCAUGUCAUGUAGCGAUAAACUGGCAAGAUGGAACGUAUUAGGUUUGCAAUCUGCCUUGCUCUCCAAUGCCUAUAAGCCAAUGUACCUUGAUUCCAUCACUGUGGGUGACAUGUUUGAUCGGGAAGCGUUAGAAAGAGCACUGCAUGGAAGAAUGGCCGCCAUCAAAGAUCUGUCAGAACCAUACAAGCUAAAUCACCCAGUCAUUGCAUCCACUGAUAUACCAUUCAUCCAUUCUAAAUCACAUCUCGAGUCUACUGGCAAAUACCAAGCGGUUGUGUCAUGCGGCACAUCCUUGUCCUGGGUGGUGGGUGCGGAGAAAGCAGAGGUAUUUGUCAAUGGUGGCAAACAAGGUGCUCCCAAGAACAAGCCUGUAAAUGACAAAACCAGACCCUCUCUGUGUAAAAAGAGCUUGUACCAGAAAUCAGUAGCCAACGGUUUGAUUCAAGAUGGCACGCUCUCUUAUUAUGAUUGCAAACAAAAUGCUACCAUGUAUCAGCAGACCAAAGCUUGCUUACUGGAUCAAGUGUUUGAUAUGUGGAUCCAAACACCACAAGAGUAUGAAAGGUUUACGCUGUAA